AGUAGAUUAUGUAAAGUGAAAUUCCACCAUAUUCUAUUAUGUGUCCGACCAGUUGCUGGUGGGUGAUAAGUAGAGAAGGCAGCUAAUGUUCAGGAGAUGGACCCAGCCACAAGAUCUGUAGCUGAAAAGAUGGCUCAUAUGAAGAUCCGGUUUAAUAAGCUUUUGCUUCAAACGAAGAAAAUGAAUGGUGUUCUCAAAGAACUUCAGAAAGGAAGAAUAAAGAUCAUUGCUCAUUUCAGAGACAAGGAGUACAGCAAAAUCUUCCUGGAUUAUAACACUCUGAAGGAUGUCUAUGACUGGCUGUUCGAAGAAAUCUGUGAAACUGGACAUUUUCCAAACAACUUUCUGCUCAAACAUGGCUCAAAAGAGUUUCCUCUUAAAGCAAACACCAAGGACAUCCCAGUUGGAGACAUUGCCAGUCCAUUAGAAGUGCAAGAACAAAAAAGGACCAAUCAGCAGGGAGGCAACGAAAGUUCUUCCGCUGUAAGUCUUUCUAAACAUGUCAUACGGUUUGACCUACCCAUGGAUGUUCGCUUACUUGAAGGCAUGUCACCAACUCAAUACUUAUGUUCCCAUUACCGCUGUGAUGAAGUUUUAACGUUGUUGUACAAAACAGCCUUUAUUAAGCAAGAUAAGGAUAGGGAUGGACAAAUUGAUAUAAAGGAAAUGGAACGUGCGCUGCUGUUUGUCUACAAACUGCACGAAAGCCACAUUCAGAAACUGUACGAUUUGAUUAACAUCAAUGACGAUUUCAAAGUGGAUCAGAAGUUAUUCAUAGCUCUAGCUUGCUUGAUGUCUAGAAUUUUAUAUAAAGAGCCCAUAAAAGAUGCCAUUAAACCAGACACUAUCGCCAAAAAGGACAUUCUGGAGAAAGCAGAUUUCUACGCACUGAACUGGAGAGUUUCUGAAGUUAGAAUUGGGACAGACCUUCGGAUUUUGUUGUCGUAUCUGGUUCAAGAAAGGACUGGAGGUUUUAACCAGAAAACACAGUUUUGCUAGUAUUCGAUGAAAACCAGCCAAAGAUUUUAUGUCUAUGCCUUUAUUACCUCUAGAUCAUACUAUUCCAGGACUCUGCUUCUAUCCAGCAUGAACUUCAGCCGUCUGCUCAUAUUCUGAUGCAUAUUAUCUUUUUCACGCCCAUAUCCUAAUGUUUUCAAAGUCUCUUUCAUUAAUCAACACUGGGUCCUGAUCUGGCAAUUCUAAAUUUUGCAUCCUUUUGUAUAAAUCCAACCAAAACAGCGCCUCAUCUACCCUAUGCCUGGUACCUUCACCAGCUCUACAAACGUUUGAUAUGUCAGUGUUCCUCAAUUUCUUGUGUCUUGCAUAUCUCUGAUUUUAGUUGUACCACCUUUAGCAGCUUUGCCUUUGGCUAGUAAGGCCACAAGCUCUGAUUUUCCCACCUUAAAGCUUUCUUGCUACCGUAAAGACAUUCCAUAAAAUCCACAUUUUUAGUCGGGCUUUUGCUCAUAAAUCUUAAUACCUCCUCAGGUGUUACUUUUGAUAACACUUUUGUGUAGCUCCUUGGGACAAUUUUACUGUGAUAGAGAUUCUCUGUGAAUAAAAGUUGCUGUUGUGGCUAGAUUUUAUCUUCAUUUUAAUAGCUAUUAGUAACAUUUUAAUCUGACAAGCAGCCAUUGCUAAGUUUACAAUAAAUGUUUAUGUUUAAUUGCUGUGAAGCGCACACAAGUAACAAAAGAAUUCUGCUUAGAAUGCUGGGAAGGACCAUUUCUUGCUAUCAUGUACUGAAUGCCAUAUAACAGCAUGGAAUUAAGUUAACCAUUCUGCUGAAUUUCCAAAAGCAUCAAAUUCUUGGCCAAUAUUUCCUAUUACCACAUAAAUAAAGCUCAAUUCAUUAAUAAAAAAUAAGAAAAAGACAGGUAAAGUAGCAAAUUUAAGGCCCUGAGUUAAAUGCUUGUUUAUAACAUGCAUGGUCAUCCCCACUCUGAAAUAUAUGGAGGCAUAAUCCAUUUGCAAGGGACUUAUGAUGAUUUAAAAUCAACUAUAAUUGAAGUGUUAGAAGUGAAACACAUGUAUUAAGGUUGUAUAAUUCAAACAGUAGUUGAAAGUAAAACAGUUAUUUGUGAAAAAGUAAUUAUACUUUCUGUUACUGUAGCUCCUAGAGCAUUGAGCAUAAAAGUGGAAUCAUAGAAUUGUUGAAUCCCUACAGUGUGGAAACAGGCCCUUCGGCCCAACAAGUCCACACUGACCCUCAGAUGCAUCCCAAUAUAACCCGCCUAAUCUACACAUCCCUGAAUACUACGGGCAAUUUAGCUUGGCCAAUCUACCUAGCCUACAAAUCUUUGGACUGUGAGAGGAAACUGGAGCACCCAGAGGAAACCCACACAGACAUGGGGAGAAUGAGCAAACUCCUCACAGACAGUCACCCAAGCGUGAAAUUGAACCUGGGUCCCUGGCUCUGUGAGGCUUAUGCCUCAGUGAUACAGAGUAUUGGUGAGAUCAAAUCUUGAAAAUUCUGUGCAGUUUUGGAUUUCCUUAUUUACUGAAGAAUGUAAAUGGAUUGGAGGCAGUUCAGAGGAGGUUUACUAGGCUGAUACCUGGAAAUGAAUUGGUUGUCUUAUGAGGAUAAGUUGGCCAGGUUGGGCUUGUUUCCACUGGAGUUUAGCAGACUGGGGGUUGACUUCAAUAAAGUGUAUAAGAUGUCUAAAUACAAUGAAAAAAUAAAGAAAAAUAUCGAGGCAUGAGUCAUUCUGUAUACAUUCUAAACCAAAAGGAUAAAAAAAAUUCAACUAUGAAAGAAAUCUAAACUAAGGAAACAUAAUUAGUUAGUAAGAACGGAUCAGAAAAUCUCAACAAAUGAAAUGGAGCAUGGCACAAGACUAUCCACAAUUGAGCUGAAUAUAGUAAUACACUGUGCUAAACAAACAGUGUAUUCCUGUAUCAAUUAGAUUAUAAAACAUUGGAGUAGAAGUCUGCCAUUCUGCCCAUCAAUUCUUCUCCACUAUUGAAUGAGGUCAUGACUGAUCUGAUGAUCCUCAACUCCAUUUUCUUGUGGAAUGGUCUCGCCAAAGUGGACAUGUAAAGAGGCAUUCCCCUGUGUGUGAAUCCAGAACUGUUUUAAUAAUUGGGCCUACCCUUUUUACAACAACGACGAGGAGAAAUCCUUUCUCUCAAAGGGUUGUGCAAAAAUCUUGUCUUCAAAAGUGAGGGAAGCAAGGUCAUUGAAUAUUCUUAAGGCAGAGAUAGACAGAUUCUUAUAGGCAAGGAGUCACAGCGUUUUGCAGUUAAUGGGAAUGUAGAUUUCAAAACACAAACAGAUUAACGAUAAUCUUAUUGAAUGCCAGAGCAGGUAUGAGGGGCUAAAUGGCCUGGUUCUGCUCCACUUUCAUCUAUUUGUACGUUUCUACACAUGACUGAAUGCUGUUGUUGAUUAUAUUAUUUCUCUAAACCAUUGACGAGGGAGAAUGGAACAGUAGACAUUAUAAUUAAAUAAUUACAGUGACUAUAGUGUGAUAAUGCGGCAAUCUUUGACCAUAUAUCAUGUACCAUUGUCUACUAGUUCAUUUUCAUUCAAUCUCUGUAACUGUGCUGGGAGACUUUAUACAGCAGAUUUAUCAGCAAAACCCUUAUUGUGAGGUAAAGCUCACUAAUCUGUUAAGAGAUAACUGGCUGAGUUGAAUUACUUGAAAUCUCAAGAGAGAUGGGCUGUAUCAAUUAGCUCUCACAAUUUGAAAAGCAGGAGAAAGACAGCAGUACUCUAUACAGAUAUUAACUACAAAGCAACAGCUUAUUAUGUAGAUUGCAAACAUUUAUUGUUUUAUUAGAGCAUCUAGUUAGUAUCUCUUUCUGUAUAUGUUAUUGCAUAUUCACCUGACUCAAUUAAUUUGUUAAUUUGAAUAAAUAUAAAUUGCUGUCUUUACAAUGAUGACAAGGUACAGAAAAGGUUAAUGUGGAGGCACAUGAUAUGGUCAAUACACAAAACAAUUAGAAUAUAAUUUUUGGUUUAAAUCUUCAUCAUAUAAUUAAAAGCUUUGUCAUCAUUAGGACACUAGUACCAUAGUUCUGUUAUCAUUGUGCCAGUAAUCCAUUGACUCAAGCUAAUAGCUUGGAGUACAUAUUCAAAACACACUGUGGCAGCUUGUGGAUUUCAAGCUCAAUUUUUGUAAAUGAAAUCUGGAAGAUAAAACUUGUCCCCUGAAACCAUCAAUUAUGUUAAAACUCAACUACCAUUACUGAUGUCCUUUAUGGAAAGAAAUCUGCCACUUUCAUCCAACCUAGCCUAAUACUGACUUGCAAAUUUCACCUUAAGAGUGGUUACGGGUUGGUGACAAACCUUGCCAUUGAUGAUCAAAUCCAAUGAAAGUACCUAAGCAUGAGUCAUUUUGUAUACAACAAAACUAAAAGGUGAAAACAAACUCAACCGUGCAAGAAAUUUAAAUGAAAGAAGCCUAAUUUCUUCAUACAAGCAGAUCAGAAAGUAUCUACAAAUGUAAUGGAGCAUGGCACAAGAUUAUCCAUAAUUGAGCUGACUAUGGUAAUUCCCAGUACCAAACAGGCAGUCCAUUCCCGCAUCAAUUACACCACAAAACAUAGGAGUUGAAGUAGACCAUUCUGCCCAUUGAUUCUGCUCCACCAUUCAAAGAGGUCAUUACUGACCUGAUAAUCCUCAACUUCACUUUCUAGUGGAAUUAUUUGCUGAGCUCCAUAGAAUGGCAAAACUAAUAACUGUUCAAUUCAUGAAAGCAUGUAUAACCAAAUUCAGCUACAGACAUUUUCUUUUCCUGGUAGUUCAUGCCAACAUACUGGGAAGCACCUAAAUUUUCAGUUUCAAUUUGGUUUCUCUCCCCAGCAUUUACCCUCCUUUCCUGCUUUAACUUUUUCCUGUUCUGUAUAUAAUUAAAAAGGAAAUAAACACCGUCAAUGUGCAAUUUAAUGGUGGAGGCACCAUGACUGAUUACUAUCAUGUAAACCAGCAGCAGCUCUCUCUCUCUAAUGAUACAGUGGGACUACGGUGACUUUACCUUUCAUUUACCCAAUGUUCUCACACAGGUGUUUACUAAAUUACAUCAUUGGAUAAUAGCUCAGGAUCCCACCCCCAUAUAGCUUUCUGCCUCCUCAGUUGAGGUGUGCUGAAAAGAAUU
Molecule: messenger RNA, 5099 nt
Organism: Stegostoma tigrinum
Lineage: Eukaryota; Metazoa; Chordata; Chondrichthyes; Orectolobiformes; Stegostomatidae
Exons: 9
Coding region: 97-999 (300 amino acids)
Molecular function (GO): calcium ion binding
Source: RefSeq, a predicted model, not a curated record